AUGCUGCGCUUGGUGGGCCGUGCUGCACGCUGCUGGGGGGCCAAAUGGGCACCCGGGGGGGGCCAGCACCCCCCGGCCCUGCCAAAGGCAUGCCUCGCCAGUGCCGCCGGGACCGGUGCCUGGCCCAAGGACGUGGGCAUCCUGGCGCUGGAGGUGUACUUCCCCGCCCAGUACGUGGAGCAGGAGGAGCUGGAGCGGUACGACGGCGUAGAAGCCGGCAAGUACACGCGGGGCUUGGGCCAGCAGCAGAUGGGCUUCUGCGCGGCCCACGAGGACAUCAACUCGCUGUGCCUGACCGUGGUGCAGCGGCUGGUGGAGCGCGGCCGCCUCUCCUGGGAUGCCAUCGGCCGCCUGGAGGUGGGCACCGAGACCGUCAUUGACAAGUCCAAGGCUGUCAAGACUGUCCUCAUGCAGCUGUUCCACGACUCGGGCAACACUGAUGUGGAGGGCAUCGACACCACCAAUGCCUGCUACGGGGGCACGGCCUCACUCUUCAACGCGGCUGCCUGGGUGGAAUCCAGCGCCUGGGAUGGUCGUUAUGCUGUGGUGGUGUGUGGGGACAUUGCUGUCUACGCCACGGGGAACGCGCGGCCCACGGGAGGUGCCGGUGCCAUCGCCAUGCUGGUGGGACCCAACGCCCCGCUGGUGCUGGAGAGAGGCCUGCGGGGAACCCACAUGGAGCACGCCUACGACUUCUACAAGCCGGACCUGGCCUCCGAGUACCCAGUGGUGGACGGGCAUCUGUCCAUCCAGUGCUACCUGCGGGCGCUGGACCGCUGCUACGCCGUGUACCGCCGGAAGGCAGAGAGCCAGUGGCAGCAGGCCGGCGUCCAACGGCCCUUCACCCUCGACGACUUCAAGUUCAUCAUCUUCCACACGCCCUUCUGCAAGCUGGUGCAGAAGUCGGUGGGGCGGCUGCUGCUGAAUGACUUCUUGGCCAACCCCAACCCUGACACGGCCACCGGCCUGUACAAGGGGCUGCAGGCCUUCCGUGGCGUGAAGCUGGAGGACACCUACACCAGCAAGGAGGUGGAGAAGGCCUUCCAGGCAGCCAGCCAGGAGAUCUUCAACCAGAAGACCAAACGCUCCCUGCUCCUCUCGUCCCGCAACGGCAACAUGUACACGCCAUCCAUGUAUGGCUGUCUGGCCUCCCUCUUGGCACAGUCCUCAGCGCGGGACCUGGCCGGCUCCCGGAUUGGAGCCUUCUCCUACGGCUCGGGGCUGGCCGCCAGCAUGUUCUCCCUCCGCGUCUCCGAGGAUGCGACCCCAGGCUCACCCCUGGACAAGCUGGUGUCCAGCCUGGCUGACCUGCCCGCUCGCCUGGACGCCCGCAAGCGUGUGGCCCCGCAAGACUUUGCUGCCAUCAUGAAGCAGCGGGAAGAAACACAUCACUUGGCUGACCACGCUCCCCAAGGCUCCCAGGCCGAUCUCUUCCCCGGCACCUGGUACCUGACGCGAGUGGAUGCCAAGUACCGCCGGCAAUAUGCCAGGAAGCCUGUCUAG
Molecule: messenger RNA, 1503 nt
Organism: Colius striatus (speckled mousebird)
Lineage: Eukaryota; Metazoa; Chordata; Aves; Coliiformes; Coliidae
Gene: HMGCS2
Product: 3-hydroxy-3-methylglutaryl-CoA synthase 2
Exons: 9
Coding region: 1-1503 (500 amino acids)
Biological process (GO): acetyl-CoA metabolic process
Cellular component (GO): mitochondrion
Molecular function (GO): hydroxymethylglutaryl-CoA synthase activity
Source: RefSeq, a predicted model, not a curated record